Molecule: messenger RNA, 1201 nt
Organism: Dreissena polymorpha
Lineage: Eukaryota; Metazoa; Mollusca; Bivalvia; Myida; Dreissenidae
Product: polycomb group RING finger protein 3-like
Exons: 8
Coding region: 151-834 (227 amino acids)
Biological process (GO): regulation of transcription by RNA polymerase II
Cellular component (GO): PRC1 complex
Source: RefSeq, a predicted model, not a curated record
UGUAACCUACAAUCAAUUACAGCUCAUCCCAAAAUGGCGAAGACUUUAUGUCAACAGUUUUUAAAUGUCUAAAACUUAUAAAGGGGUUCUCAUGUGCUUUAUGAAUAUCAUUUAAAUGGUAACUUGUUCGUAGAUUUUAGAAAUACUAAAAUGAUGGAAAAAAGAGUGAAGUUGAAGAAACUGAAUCCAGAGAUAACCUGUGGGCUGUGCAAAGGCUAUCUGGUGGAGGCAACAACUAUAACAGAGUGCCUUCACACCUUCUGUAGAAGUUGCCUGGUGAAGUUUCUGUUGGAGAACAAUACUUGUCCUCGGUGUGGAGAUCUUAUUCACCAGUCCCACCCUCUCAACUACAUCAGCCAUGAUCGAACAAUGCAAGACAUCGUUUAUAAGCUGGUACCAAAUCUACAAGAAAAUGAAAGGAAAAGACAAAUAGAGUUCUACAAGAAACGUGGGAUUCAAAUGCCAAAUGGAGAUGCGUAUGAAGAUGACAAGAAGAACAUGGAGAAGCCAGCAGUGCCUGUGGUGGAGAACCAGGACUACCAUCGGCUGGAUGAACAGGUGAACAUCUGCCUCGAGUGCAAGGAGAUGAACACGCUGAAGAGCCUGAAGAGGAAAGUACUGCGCCUCUCCGCGCAGGCUACAGUCACCCAUCUCAAGAAGUUUGUCUCCCUCAAGGUGUUUGACACUACGGACCGAUACAGAGAUAUAGACAUUUUAUGCAAUGAAGAGCUGCUUGGAAAGGACCACAUGUUGAAAUUCAUAAUUGCAACACGAGUGCACAUAAGUAAUGGACCUUUGUUACUUCACUACAGACGCAGGCUGGAGCUGUGCUGACAACAUUGAAAAUUAAGUCUUCCAUUCAACAGCAUGGGAUGUUACAAAACCGUAGUCAUGAACUUUCAAAAUCAUUGUUAAAACAUGAUUUCUUGUUUUCAACCAAAGUUCAUGUAUCAGUACUUAACGUCUUCGUCCAGAUCUUUUCUUGCUUUUAUGCAGAGUACAUUAUGUGUUUCACAUAUUCUUUGUAUUUAUUUAAAAUCUCUCAAGUGUCAUCAGUUUUAAAAGACUCCUACAUGUAACUUAACAUAAAGCAUAACUUAAAGCAUUCAAUGAUUUUACUUUUCUGAUUUUGACAUUGUGUCUUUUAAAAUAAUUGAUUUUCUACUUGCAAAUUUUAAAGACAUAAACUUCAAGACUAGGA